This is a messenger RNA of Heteronotia binoei (common prickly gecko), 2085 nucleotides long. RefSeq names its product CaM kinase like vesicle associated (gene CAMKV). Gene Ontology annotation, molecular function: calcium/calmodulin-dependent protein kinase activity; ATP binding; calmodulin binding. Gene Ontology annotation, cellular component: intracellular anatomical structure. Lineage: Eukaryota; Metazoa; Chordata; Lepidosauria; Squamata; Gekkonidae. Bases 373 to 1683 code for a protein of 436 amino acids. Gene Ontology annotation, biological process: peptidyl-serine phosphorylation. The record is from RefSeq and is a predicted model, not a curated record. The transcript has 11 exons.
ACCCUUCUUGGGCGGGUCCUUGUCAGUUUCAUCCUUUGUAACUUUCCCACUUGGAACUCAACUGAGAUGUUCAACUUGCGAGGAGCCGCGGAGCACCGAGAGCUCUCGGCUCCAUCUUCAGUCGACGGGAUCCUACUGUGGAUUCGUACGCAUCAAUUUCCCUCGCAGCCCUUCAGCCACCCGAGCCCCGAGAACAACCGGACGGUCUAUUGAAGCGUCCGGAUCGGCUUCGGGAAGGCACCAGCACCUAAGGGAGGGGGGAAAGUACCCCCUGCAACCCAGACCGAGGUGUUAGGGGAAUAAGCCCCCGAACGCUUCCCCCCCACUGAUCUCUUCCAGCGGCCGGGGCAGAUUUGCAGUACUGGGUUGGCAAUGCCUUUUGGAUGUGUUACCCUGGGAGAUAAAAAAGAUUACAAUCAGCCAUCUGAAGUGACUGACAAAUAUGACCUGGGGCAGGUCAUCAAAACAGAAGAGUUCUGUGAGAUAUUCCGUGCCAAGGAGAAGUCAACAGGGAAGCUCUACACAUGCAAGAAGUUUCUGAAAAGGGAUGGGCGCAAAGUACGGAAGGCAGCCAAGAAUGAGAUCAUCAUCCUGAAAAUGGUGAAACACCCCAAUAUUCUGCAGUUGGUGGAUGUGUAUGUCACCAAGAAAGAAUACUUCCUCUUCUUGGAGCUAGCCACUGGCCGGGAGGUAUUUGAUUGGAUCUUGGACCAAGGUUACUACUCUGAGCGUGACACCAGUAAUGUCAUUCGGCAGGUGUUGGAGGCUGUGGCAUACCUGCAUACACUCAAGAUCGUACAUAGGAACCUCAAGGCAAAGAACUUGGUAUAUUUUAACCGACUAAAGAACUCCAAGAUUGUAAUCAGCGACUUUCACUUAGCCAAGUUGGAGAAUGGACUCAUCAAGGAACCCUGUGGAACUCCUGAGUAUCUAGCUCCUGAGGUGGUAGGCCGCCAGCGAUAUGGGCGGCCUGUAGACUGCUGGGCUAUUGGUGUCAUCAUGUAUAUUCUUUUGUCAGGGAAUCCACCCUUCUAUGAGGAGAUGGAUGAAGAUGAUUAUGAGAACCAUGACAAGAACCUGUUCCGCAAAAUCUUGGCUGGUGACUAUGAGUUUGAUCCUCCAUAUUGGGAUGAUAUCUCACAAGCAGCCAAGGACCUAGUGGCCCGUCUGAUGGAGGUGGACCAAGAUCAGAGGAUUACAGCAGAGGAGGCUAUCUCUCAUGAGUGGAUCUCUGGCAAUGCUGCUUCAGAUAAGAACAUAAAAGAUGGAGUGUGUGCUCAGAUUGAGAAAAAUUUUGCCAGGGCAAAAUGGAAGAAAGCUGUUCGAGUGACUACUAUGAUGAAGAGACUCCGAGCAUCAGAGCACACAGAUGGAGCCAAACCAGCCAUUCCUGCUGCUGCAACAACAGACAGUGCUGCCAAGACAGAGACCACCAACGCCCCACAAGCUAAAGCUGAAGCAGACAGCACAGCGCCAACCACUGCCACCACUGCUGAAGCAGUGCCAGCUACAACAGCAGUGGCUACAACAGCGGUGGCUCCAGGUCCUGCAACAAGCCUGGAAACAACACCAACAACUCCUGCAGAAAUUUCGGCAACAUCGUCAGCACCAACUACAUGUAACGGGGAGGAAACCACUACACCUAGUGCCACCCCAGAGUCCUGGAAGGAGGAGACUGGCUGAGUUGGGGGGUAGGGCAAGGGUGGGGUUGCACCUCUCUUUGUUGAAUCUCUCUUUGUAAAUAAUCACUGGCAUGGUAUCCUAGCCUUUCCUGGCUUUCUAACCAACCCCUCUGCGUGUGGCCGUCAGUCUGUCUGACUUUGUGUGUCUGCAGCUAGGUGCCAGCAGAGUUUCUAUUUUUAUGUGACAGAGUCCAGAAUGGCCCUCGUGGGACCAAGUAGUUCUGGAGACUGAGCUCACUGCAUGAAAUUCUAUCUUUUCCUCUGUUGCGUUUCUUUUCUUUGUCAUGUUUGGCAACCUUUAGUAAGUUUCUUUUCUUACUACUAGCUGCCCCCAAGCAUUCUCUCUGUCAGUCAGUCACCUCCUACCCAGCUUUCUCACUUUGCCAGGGUCACAAGACACUGA